CGACGUUUAUAGACUAACGCGUACUUGUAUGCCGCGGCUGAACAAGAACUCGCGGCAUUGAGGCGGGGUUAGCGUCAAUGCUUCACUAUUGAGACACUAGGAUAGGAUCCUCGUUGAAAGCUCCAAAGGGAACGAUCCUCAUUCCCUCACCCAACAACGCAUGCUUGGCUGGCGUCACUUAUCAACUUGCUUGCUCCAGCACAACUCAAGCGUAACACUUCGAACUAGAGAGACGGAAGCAUGCGCAGCUUUCGACUUGUAUACGACGAGUGGUUGCAUCGCCAACCACUUUUGACCAAGAUGGUGACGUCGUCCGUGCUCUUUGGACUUGGAGAUCGAAUUGCUCAGCGCGUGGAGAAGAUCGGCAAAAGUGACGAUGAACUCGAGGAAAUAGCGAAGGACAAUGUUGUCAAAGAGGGUCAUCUCAUCAGCGAGAGCGCAGCGAAAACCAUCCGCAUGAUGGUUUGGGGAGGAAUGAUCAUGACGCCCAUGAUGCACACCUGGUACAACAUGAUGGAGAGGGUCUUCGUUGGCUCAGGAAAACUCGCUGCAGCUAAGAAAGUUGUAGCCGACAUGGUCUUUGUGGCACCGCAAAUGCCCAUUUGGUUCUAUACGAGUAUUGGCCUCAUGGCAGGCAGGACGCUGCAAGACGCUUUUGAAGAUGCAAUCGAGAAGCAACCCAUGACGCUCAUGGCUAACUACAUGCUGUGGCCUGCAGCCAACUCAAUCACGUACGGCGUUAUGCCACUCGAGUAUCGUCUUCUGUUCGCAAACUGCAUCCAUCUCGGCUGGGCCUCCUUCCUCUCCUACACGGCAACUCAUCCUAUCCAAACACCGUCGUUCUUGCCUUCGUUCACGUGGACAGUAUCAGAAGCUUCUAAAGAUCACGAGAGCAAGAAAUCAAUCGUUUCUCAUGCCUAGAUUCCUAACAAAUAUCGAGCACCAUCUUACAAAUUUACUUUUUCUAUGCAACAAAUGCGUUAGGCAUUGUCGCUAUUUGUACCGCU
Phytophthora nicotianae INRA-310 is the source of this 1007-nucleotide messenger RNA. RefSeq lists its product as hypothetical. The record is from RefSeq and is a predicted model, not a curated record. The coding region runs from base 241 to 921 and encodes 226 amino acids. Gene Ontology annotation, cellular component: membrane; cytoplasm. The transcript has a single exon. Lineage: Eukaryota; Oomycota; Peronosporomycetes; Peronosporales; Peronosporaceae.